Aphanomyces astaci is the source of this 1440-nucleotide messenger RNA. RefSeq lists its product as hypothetical. Lineage: Eukaryota; Oomycota; Saprolegniomycetes; Saprolegniales; Verrucalvaceae. The transcript is spliced from 3 exons. The coding region runs from base 19 to 1362 and encodes 447 amino acids. The record is from RefSeq and is a predicted model, not a curated record.
CUGCCCUCGUCAAGCACGAUGGCACCACCCACAACAACUCCACCAGUGUUCCACGUCAGCACACGGCACAGUGCCAGGCGACAGAACGCAGACAAGGAAGCGAAGAGGCAGGAAGGAUUGGAUCAUCAAGCAACAUCGCCGUUGAAUGUAGCGACCGGGGGUGUUUCAGACGAAUCGUCGGCACCAGAAAACCAACGAGACGCCGCGCCAACGAAAGCGUCCAAGCGGGCUCGGGUAUCUGGCGAAGAGAACGAAGAUGGCGAGGGGAAACAUCCUCCGAUCCGUAAAGCAUCCAUGAAUUCCACGCGGGUCGACCUCAUCUUGGGAAAGUACUUGGUGGGCGACGCCAACAUCAUGUGCAUGGAGAUUUUGCAACAAAUGAACGACAAUGCCGAGUCGUCGAGAGCCAUGGCUGCGUCGAGACCACCAGUGUCCAUCAACUGGUUGGAAGUGUCGGCCAACUUGCAGUACAAACACCACCUUCAUCUGAAACCCCGGUGGGUCCUUUGGUUUCUCUGGAGUCGCCACGUCAUAUUACUGUGUAGGGAAUGCCAAGACUUGUGGAAAUAUUUAGCCUACGACCACCCACCCUCUGUCGGGACGGACUUGUCGGCGCCGGACCUUCCCGUCGUCGAGGACCAAGUCGCCGCAGACUCGGACGUGGAAGAUUUCAACGCUACCGCCGAGUUUCUGGCCGAAAAACGAACCCGUACAAUACACAAAGCGGCGGAAUCAGCAGCCGACCCAUCUCGUUCUACCGUGCAAGAUGGCACGACUGCCCCGGAAGACAACCCGUCGACAACCCCAGCGUCCGUCGGUGACCCCUCGGAGCUCGGCUUGUUUCCGUCGUUUGACCCUUCUGGGUUUCUCCACUCGGACGCGGAGCUAGACAUGUCGACGUACGUCCCGCUGCACGCUGUGGCCGAACAAUUCAUGAGGCGCCGCGAGCCGCCUCUUUCGCUGCCCCACAAGCUACCACAGCAGUAUCACCCACCCAUCCGGAUGCAGCAAGCGUCCGCGGCGGGGGCUGGAGCGAAGCCGACGACACCACAAUCGAGUAGCAACAGUUCGAUGGUCCGCGCGCCGCCGCCCCAGCCGACCCCUUCCACAUCUCCAUUUGACAUCUUCAAACGCAUGUACACGGACCGGUCCGGCCUCGACGACAUGAGCCUGAACAUGCUCUUCGAACAGUCGCCGCUCGAGGUGCGCACGCGAUGCCACCAGCUGGCCGCCCAAGACCUCGAACGGUACCAAAAGGAAUGUCUGCGGCAAAGGCUGUAUGAGAAAUCCGUUCGAGGGUUGCAUACCCCUCCAAACACUCCUCCUCGGGCCAAUGCUGUCGUUCGGUCUGACAUCAUGUAAAAAGGGAUACUACUAGUAGUACUACUACAAUACCUCAUGUGCUUAGGUAUUCUCUUAAAUCAGUACUAUGUACUACAC